UCAAUUGAGGUUCUUCUGUCAGAUUGUUGCAGGGUUGUGUUGAAAGAAAGAGUGCGUCAAGAUGGAGGCUGCUGCUCCAGGGAAACCCCAGAAGUUGCCGAAAGUAGCCAAGGUCAAGAACAAGGCGCCAAAUGAAAUUCAAAUCACAGCCGAACAGCUUCUUCGGGAGGCGAAAGAAAGAGACUUGGAAAUCGUUGCUCCGCCUCCACGACAAAAAAUUGCCGAUGCCGUGGAACUCGCAGAUUAUCGUCUACGGAAACGGAAAACUUUCGAGGACAACCUCCGAAAAAAUAGACUGAUGAUUUCCAAUUGGAUUAAAUAUGCACUUUGGGAGGAAAGUCAGAAAGAGGUUCAACGAGCGAGGUCUAUUUUUGAGAGAGCCCUUGAUGUCGAUCACCGAAAUAUCACGCUGUGGUUGAAGUAUGCCGAGAUGGAAAUGCGAAACAAGCAGGUGAACCAUGCUAGGAACAUUUGGGAUCGAGCUGUGACGAUUUUACCUCGUGCCAAUCAGUUUUGGUACAAGUACACGUACAUGGAGGAAAUGUUGGGCAAUGUCGCUGGGGCAAGAGCUGUAUUUGAACGUUGGAUGGAAUGGCAACCGGAUGAGCAAGCGUGGAUGACCUAUGUAAAGUUCGAGUUGCGUUACUCGGAACGAGAAAGAGCCCGUGAUAUUUAUGACCGCUUCGUAAUGACCCAUCCUGAGCCGAAGAACUGGAUCAGAUUCGCCAAAUUUGAGGCAGACGGUGGCAAUUCAUCUGCUGCUCGUCAGCUUUUCGAACGUGCCGUGGAAUUCUUUGGGGAAGACUUCCUCAAUGAUAAGCUCUUCAUUGCGUUUGCCAGAUUUGAAGAGUCUCAAAGAGAGCAUGACAGAGCGAGAGUGAUUUACAAGUAUGCGUUGGAUCAUCUCCCAAAAGAGCAGUGCGAAGAAGUUUACAAAAGUUAUACUAUUCACGAGAAGAAAUAUGGUGACAGAUCCGGCAUUGAAGACGUGAUUGUCAGCAAGCGGAAGUUUCAAUACGAAGAGGAGGUCAAAGCAAAUCCGUUGAAUUACGACGCGUGGUUUGAUUACUUGCGUCUGGUGGAAUCCGAAGGCGAUGUGGAAACCAUUCGUGACACUUACGAGAGAGCGAUUGCCAACGUUCCCCCGAUUCAGCAAAAGCGAUACUGGCGAAGAUACAUUUAUCUGUGGAUUAAUUACGCUUUGAGGGAAGAAAUGAAAAACAAGGACAUCGAGAGAACGAGACAAGUUUAUAAAGCGUGCCUAGAUUUGUUGCCUCACAAGAACUUCACGUUCAGUAAAAUUUGGCUGCUGUUCGCCUAUUUUGAAAUCCGACAAAAAGAGUUGCAAGCAGCCAGAAAAAUUUUGGGAAGAGGAAUUGGAAUGUGUCCGCGAGAAAAACUUUUCCGUGGUUACAUCGACUUGGAAAUCCAGCUUAGAGAAUUCGACAGAUGUCGGAUUCUGUACGAAAAAUUCCUCGAGUUCGACUCCGCCAAUUGUUCAACGUGGAUGAAAUUCGCAGAACUAGAAUUGUUGCUCGGCGACGUGGACAGAGCCCGUGCAAUUUUCGAGUUGGCCAUUCAUCAAGAUGUCUUGGAUAUUCCUGAAGUGCUCUGGAAAGCUUAUAUCGAUUUUGAAAUCAAUCAAGAAGACCAUACGCGAGUCAGGCGACUGUAUCGAAAAUUGCUGGAGAAGACGAGUCACGUGAAGGCAUGUAUAAAUUUCCAUGCUCGCCUCAGAUAUUAUUUCCGAGUCAGAGUGUGGGUUAGUUUUGCUCGUUUUGAGGCGGAAGCGACAGGACCGGAAGGAGCGAGGAAGUUGUUCCGGGAGGCCAAUAAUUAUUUGCGGGACGAAGGAAGAGAGAAAGAGGAUAGGUUGCAUUUGUUGGAGGGAUGGAAAUCGUUUGAAGAGGAGUUGGGUGACGACGGUGAAAUGGACAAGGUUAAAGCCUUGAUGCCGAAGAGGGUCAAGAAGCAACGGAGGACGCAGAAUGACCAAGGGAUGGAUACUGGAUGGGAAGAAUACUACGACUACAUAUUCCCAGAAGAUGAAGCUUCUCGUCCAAACCUCAAGUUGCUUGCCAUGGCGAAGAUGUGGAAGCAAACCAAAGGUAAUCUGCCGGAAUCCACAGAGAUCUCGAAUGAAACAUCAAGAGACGAAGAAGUUUCCGAACCCGGUGUUGCGGAUUCCGGGGAAAUUCCCAUAAGCGGUUCCGAAAGUGAAUCCGAGGAAGAUCAAGAAGAAGAAGAAUCAUCAAGAGCCGGCAAAAGGUUGAAGACGAAUGAUGAUCAUAAUUCUAAUAGUGACAAGGACGACAUGUCGCAGUCGCCGAAGCCUUCUUGAGGAUUGUAAUGCUCGCUCUGUUCUUUUUCAGGUUUUAUGUGAGAAAAAAGCAGUUUGUUCAUUUUG
Notodromas monacha is the source of this 2407-nucleotide messenger RNA. The record is from the annotation of a GenBank genome assembly. Lineage: Eukaryota; Metazoa; Arthropoda; Ostracoda; Podocopida; Cyprididae.